This is a messenger RNA of Danio rerio (zebrafish), 3489 nucleotides long. NCBI's taxonomy places the organism in Eukaryota, Metazoa, Chordata, Actinopteri, Cypriniformes, Danionidae. The record is from RefSeq and is a predicted model, not a curated record.
CGGCACGUUACGUAAUUAAUAUUCAUGAUAAACAGUGUUCGCCUCAGCGUUUGAAACGCUGUUUAUUUUAACAAAGAUAGCGUUAUUCGACAUAUAUAAAGCUAUAUCGUGUGUACAUGCAGUUAUAGCAUAUAAUACUAUAAUAUGAGGGCAAAAUGAGACGUCUGACAAACCAGGAAAUGCGAUUGAUUUGGAGGACAACUGCGUAGUUUCACUUUCAUUUACGUUACCAAUCGGAUAUCUUGCAGGUUCGUUCGAAACUUUUUUUCGCCUAUUGUAAUUAAUGUCGUAUAAUUCGUGAGCAUAUUUGUCGCUUUGUGACGUCUAAACAUCGCAUACUAUCUCAUGUGUGUCAAACAAGUGACAAGAGCACAUAAUCCUAAUCAAACGCUCUGAAAGCUGACGUUAAACUCAUAUUUUCCGCCAUGCUAUUCUUAGCAAAGUAUUUUCAUUUUACAUUAGUAGCUUUGUUCUGUGCUCUUUUUGCUGGCAACCAUGCCAUGACCGUCAACAAGAACAAAACCGUGCUGCCUUUCCCCUGGGAUAAGAUGAGGUUGCCAGAAAUUGUCAAACCCCAGCAUUAUGACCUCCUCAUUCACCCCAACUUGACCUCUCUGACGUUUACUGGAGAGGUUCAGAUCCAAAUAGAGGUAAAACAGGACACGAGGGCAAUCAUCCUCCACAGCAAGAACCUACAGGUCUCCAAAGCUCUUCUUUUGGGCUCCAGACAACAUCAUCAUCAUCAGGAUCUUCAGAUCAGUGAGUUUGAAGCCAAUGAACAGAUUGCACUCUUCUCUGAAGGCUUCACUUUCGAGAAAGGGAGCCAUGUGGUGCAUUUGGAGUUCUACGCCAACUUAUCUGACAGCUUCCAUGGCUUUUAUAAAGGCCAGUACACUACAAAUAGUGGGGAGGUUAGGAUGUUGGCGUCCACUCAGUUUGAGCCGACACAUGCCCGAGCUGCCUUUCCUUGUUUUGAUGAGCCUGCAUUCAAAGCCAACUUUACCAUCCGCGUGCGCAGAGAAUCAAGGCACAUAUCCAUAUCAAACAUGCCCAAGCUGAGAACUGUAGAGCUGGCUGACGGGAUUCUGGAGGAUCAAUUUGACACCAUGGUAAAGAUGAGCACCUACCUGGUGGCCUUCAUCAUCUGCGACUUCCACUCCAUCAGUAAAAAAAGUCAGCACGGAGUUGAGAUAUCAGUGUAUACAGUUCCCGAGAAGAUCAGUCAAGCGGAGUAUGCCCUCGACACCGCCGUCACAAUGCUCGACUUUUAUGAUGAGUAUUUUGACAUCCCGUAUCCGCUUCCCAAACACGAUCUCGCAGCCAUCCCAGAUUUCCAGUCGGGUGCUAUGGAGAACUGGGGUCUGUCGACGUACAGAGAGUCCGGUUUGCUCUUUGACCCUGAGAAAUCUUCUUCCUCUGACAAAUUAGGCAUCACCAAAGUCAUCGCUCACGAACUAGCCCAUCAGUGGUUUGGAAACCUGGUCACAAUGCAGUGGUGGAACGACCUGUGGUUAAACGAGGGCUUUGCCAAGUUCAUGGAGUAUGUGUCGGUCAACAUCACUCACCCUGAGCUGCAAGUGAAUGAUUAUUUCCUGGAGAAAUGCUUCACUGCCUUAUCCGUGGACUCUCUGAGCUCCUCGCACCCUGUUUCCACUCCAGUAGAGAAUCCUGCAGAGAUCAGCGAGAUGUUUGAUGACGUCUCCUAUCGAAAGGGUGCGUGUAUCCUGAAUAUGCUGAGGGAUUUUCUGACUCCAGAGGUGUUCAAGUACGGUAUUAUAAACUACCUGAAGAAACACAGCUACCAGAACACAGUCAACUCGCACCUCUGGGAGAGCCUUACCAAUAUCUGCACUUCAGAUGGAUUGGAUUCAGGGAGACUAAAACUUGACGGAUUCUGCUCCAAACACACGGCUGAAACGCCAGCCUCUAAGUGGUUCAAGGAGGACAGUGUUGACGUUGGAGCCAUCAUGGACACCUGGACUCUGCAGGAGGGCUUUCCUUUAAUCACUGUGGAGGUCAAAGGUCAAGAGGUCACUCUUAAACAGGAGCGCUUCCUGAAAGGAGCAGAAUCGUCAAAUUCAUCAAGCUUCCUGUGGCAGGUUCCUCUGACGUACAUCACCAGCGGCAGUAAUGCAGUGCAGCGUUUCUUGCUGAAAACCGAAAGAGAUGUGUUUUACCUGCCAGAGAAGGUGGAGUGGAUUAAAUUUAACGUGGAUCUGCGAGGAUAUUAUAUUGUGCAUUAUGAGUCUGGAGGCUGGGAUUGCUUGAUUAAGCAGCUCCGAAUGAACCACACUGUGUUCAGCAGCAACGACAGAGCCAGUCUCAUACAUGACAUCUUCCAGCUGGUCAGCAUUGAGAAGGUCCCUCUGGAUAAAGCUCUGAAUCUGAGUUUGUAUCUCAGUAAAGAGUCCGAGAUCAUGCCGGUGACGCAGGGCUUCAGUGAACUGGUGCCGCUUUACAAACUCAUGGAGAAGAGAGACAUGCAGGAACUGGAGAACCAGCUCAAGAGUCAUUUAGUGAAGUUAUUCCAGCCACUGAUUGACCGGCAGAGCUGGUCUGAUAAUGGGUCUGUGUCCGAGCGGAUGCUCAGGAAUUAUCUGCUGCUGUUCGCGUGUGUCCGCCGCUACCCGUCCUGCGUCAGCACCGCCACACAGCUGUUUCACAAGUGGAAGGAAUCUGAUGGCAAAAUGUGGCUUCCUACCGACGUCAGUUUGGUGGUCUACACUGAAGGGGCGCGAACAGACGACGGCUGGGACUUUUUGUUAGAGAAAUACAAGCGAUCCGUCUCUCCAUCAGAGAAGUGGAUGAUUAAAGCUGCCCUCUCGUACAGUCCACUAGCUCACAAACUUCAGUGGCUUUUGGAAAGAAGCAGUGAAGGAGAGAUCAUGAAAACUCAAGACCUGCCGUCGAUGCUUAUCAGCGUCAGUAAAAACCCCAAAGGCUUCAAACUGGCCUGGGACUUCCUGAAAAGCAACUGGGGGAAACUGGUGAAAAAGUUUGAUCUCGGCUCUUCUGCUAUAUCUCGCGUGGUGGUCGGAGUCACCGAUCAGUAUUCCACCAAAGAAAUGCUUGAUGAGGUAGAGUUGUUCUUUGGGUCACUGGCGCAGGAUCAGGGCUCCGGGCUCCGCAGUAUCCAACAGGCCCUGGAGAAAAUCCAGCAGAACAUCCUCUGGAUGGACAGGAACGUCCCACUGCUGAAAGCCUGGCUGGACCAUCACACUUCAUGAUGCUUCAGAAAACUGCAGUUUCAGCUCCAGUGCAGAUUUUUACAGCGGUUGCACACUGCAAGUGUAACUGCAGCUGAAGACUCGUGACUGUUGUAGAGCAUCCGCAUCUGCUCCAAACGGCAGAUCGAAGGAACUUAGCCAGGACAUCGGGGUUAAACCCUUACUCUUUACCAGAAAUGCCAUCGGCUUAACGUCUCAUCUGAAAGACGGCGCUUACUGACAGCAUGGUGUCCCCUUCACUAUACUGGGGCAUUAGGACUCA